Molecule: messenger RNA, 279 nt
Organism: Leptosia nina
Lineage: Eukaryota; Metazoa; Arthropoda; Insecta; Lepidoptera; Pieridae
Source: the annotation of a GenBank genome assembly
AUGGCGGGAACCGCCAGUGGCAGAGCAUCCGGUGGUACAGUCAUCAAAUACAGAUGCGAUGAGGGUGGAGGCGGCGCGGCGACUGGCACGGGGGGGCGGACGGCGUCGCUGCGACUUGCGAACGGUCGCGUCGCAGCGCAGUCGGCCGAACAAUUGCCGCAUUCGCCAGCGGACUGCGCCUCCGUGCGUAUUUCCAUGGACAACACCAACACCUGCUGCACCGACUCAUUGGUCACGGCUCUGGACGAUGAGACGUUGCUUCUAGGUAAGUCGGUUUGA